AUGUGCAAGAACCCACUUGUUCAGGAGAAGAUCUUACAAGAGAUCAGAGAUGUGACAUCAAGUCACGAGAGAACAACCGAUGUAAACGGUUUCGUUCAGAGUAUAAAUGAAGAGGCUCUUGAUCAGAUGCAGUAUCUCCAUGCAGCCUUGUCUGAGACCUUGAGGCUUUACCCUCCUGUGCCUGUGGACAUGAGGUGUGCAGAGAAUGAUGACAUACUCGCAGAUGGACAUAGAGUGAAGAGAGGGGAUAAUGUCUACUACUUGGCCUAUGCAAUGGGAAGGAUGACUUAUGUAUGGGGACAAGAUGCUGAGGAGUUUAAGCCAGAGAGAUGGCUCAAGGAUGGCGGGUUCCAACCAGAAUCACCAUUCAAAUUCAUAAGCUUUCAUGCUGGUCCAAGAAUCUGUCUUGGCAAGGAUUUCGCAUACCGGCAAAUGAAGACAGUAUCGAUGGUACUUCUUCACUUCUUUCGCUUCAAAAUGGCUGAUGAGAAGAGUAACGUGCGUUACAAGAGAAUGCUUACGCUUCAUAUUGAAGGAGGACUCCAUCUCCAUGCAAUCCCAAGGACAAGCACUUGA
Brassica oleracea var. oleracea is the source of this 576-nucleotide messenger RNA. RefSeq names its product cytochrome P450 704C1-like. Gene Ontology annotation, molecular function: oxidoreductase activity, acting on paired donors, with incorporation or reduction of molecular oxygen; monooxygenase activity; iron ion binding. The coding region runs from base 1 to 576 and encodes 191 amino acids. The record is from RefSeq and is a predicted model, not a curated record. NCBI's taxonomy places the organism in Eukaryota, Viridiplantae, Streptophyta, Magnoliopsida, Brassicales, Brassicaceae. The transcript is spliced from 3 exons.